Molecule: messenger RNA, 2901 nt
Organism: Cyphellophora attinorum
Lineage: Eukaryota; Fungi; Ascomycota; Eurotiomycetes; Chaetothyriales; Cyphellophoraceae
Exons: 5
Coding region: 1-2901 (966 amino acids)
Biological process (GO): protein import into nucleus
Cellular component (GO): cytoplasm; nuclear membrane
Molecular function (GO): small GTPase binding
Source: RefSeq, a predicted model, not a curated record
AUGGCGGCCAAAGCUGCCUCCGAUGGCGUCGCCUCCAUCGUCGCCGCCCUCAACACCAUGCAGAGCAAUGUUCAGGGCAAAGAAAAGGAAGUGGCGCAUCAAUAUCUCGAGACCUUUCAGAAAUCUCCUCAAGCAUGGACAUCGACAUGCUCCAUCCUACAAGACUCCUCGACUUCCGUCGAAGCGCGACUGUUUGCCGCGACUACACUGAAAGGAAAGAUCACAUACGACCUACAUCAAUUGUCACAAGAGGCGCUACCGCAGCUCCGAGAUCAGGUUAUUCAGUUGUUGCAGCUCUAUGUCUCGGGACCGCGACCAAUAAGGACUCAGCUGUGUGUCUGCAUUGCCAGCAUGGCCGUGCAGAUGCUAACCUGGAAAGAUGUCUUGAGUACAGUCGGUUCGGCCGUUGGUGCUAGCAACGAGGGCGGCGAUGCCAUGCUUGAUUUCCUUCGCAUUCUUCCAGAAGAGGUCACAGAAGGCCGAAAAGUCAACCUUUCAGAAGAGGAGCUCAUCGACAGGACCAAAGAGCUGUUGGAAGACAAUGCCAGUCAAGUACUUAGCCUACUAGUCUCAUAUGCUCAAUCAUCCGCCACUGCUGCAACAAAUCCACGACUCUACGAAUGUCUGGCUUCGUGGCUCAGAGAAAUACAAGUCUUGGACGUGGUGAACUCGCCGUUACUCGACAAGACGAUUGCAGCCAUCGAUGAUCCGAGGUCAUUCGACGCGGCUGUCGACUGUCUCUGCACCAUCUACAAAGACACUAGGGACGUCGACGAGUCCAAGGCCAUAAUUACUGCUCUGUUCCCGAAAAUCAUGGCAAUGACACCCAAGAUUGCAAGUGCUGCAGACGACAAUGACCUCAUGAAAGGUAUUACUCGUCUGUUCGCAGAAGCCGGCGAAGCUUGGGUUGUUCUCAUCGCCCGAAUGCCCGCGCAAUUCCGGCCAUUGGUCGAGGCCAUCCUCGCCUGCUGUAAGGUGGAUCAGGAUCGCGAAGCCAUUGCAAUCACAUUCAACUUCUGGUUUGAACUGAAGCAAUACAUCACCCUCGACAAGUACGUGGAGGCAAGAGCUACACUGGCCGACCUAUAUUCAGAGUUGGUCGAUGUUAUGAUCAAACACCUUGAGUUCCCGACACCAGAAGAUGGUGACGAGGCAGACCUUUUUGACGGUGAUAGAGAACAGGAAGACAAGUUCAGGGAGUUCAGACACACCAUGGGCGAUGUCCUGAAAGAUUGUUGCGAAGCAAUCGGCGCUCCAGAGUGCUUGCGAAAGACUUUUGCUCUCAUUCAAGGCUGGGGUCAGAAGUAUGGUGCGCAAGCCACAGAGACUAAGGUGCCGUAUUGGCAACAGCUAGAAGCACCACUCUUCGCGCUUCGAGCCAUGGGCGGCAUGGUCUCUUCGGAGGAAAGCACUGUCCUUCCACAAGUUAUCCCGUUGCUAACCACAGUCCCGGACCACGAAAAGCUGAAAUUUCAGGCCAUCAUGGCUCUGGCUCGCUACACCGAAUGGACUGCGCAAAACCCUGAAGUGUUGGAAGCACAGCUGAACUAUGUCAUUUCUGGCUUCAACAAUAAGUCUCCAGAAGUUGUGCAAGCCGCUGCACUGGCCAUGCGAUUCCUUGGAACCGACUGCGCGAAGCUGCUAGGUGACCAUGUGGAGAAGCUCCAACAAUUCUACGACAGUGUCCUCGACAAGCUCAAGGCCACGAGUCAGGAAGAGAUCACCGAAGGUGUUGCCGCCGUGGUCGCCGUUCAGCCUACUGCGAAAAUAUACAGCAGCCUCAAGCUGUUCUGCGAUCCCGUCAUGAACAGGAUUGUCUCGCACGCGGAGCAAGCCAAGGACGACGAGGGCGAGAAGGUAGUGGCUGACUAUCUUGGUCUGAUCACCACAUUCAUCCAAUACGUCCAACCUUACGUUUCUCCUGACCAGGAGAAUCCAGCAGUCAAGUACUGCCGAGAGCUGCUGCCUGUGCUGGCGGACAUCUCGAAACAUUUCACGAAAUCGAUACCCAUACUCGAGCGAGUUUGCAAGUGCUGGAGAAAUAUGGUGAUCUCAUACCGUACAGGUAUGGCGCCUUUAUUGCCUGAAUUGGCGACUGCCAUUGCGGAGGGCUAUGCGGCAUCAAAGCAAGGCUGCUUCUUGUGGGCUACCGAUGCCGUGAUACGAGAAUUCUCCCAAGGCGCCGAAUUUGUGGACCAGAGGACUAGCGACAGCGUCUUCGACUUCUUUUCGCAACAAGCCACAGUCUUCUUCCGGAUCUUAUCAGAUCUGGACACCGUCGAAUUGCCAGAUAUGAUCGAGGACUUCUUCAGGCUUGCGUCAGAUGCGAUACGAUACUACCCGAUCAAGACCCUGACCUCCGAUCUGGCUGAGCCGAUGGUCAAAGCCUCCCUCUCAGCACUCGCGUUACAGUCCAUGGAGCCCAUACUCGCUGCUCUGCACUUUUUACGCGACAUGCUCGAUUUCGGCUACGACACACCACCUAUUUCGUCCCUGAAUGGACGGCCGCACUCGCCGCCGGAAGUCCAGAACUCAGUCAAGCGGAUUCUAGCGACGACAGGUCUAGAGAUGGUGCAGCGAAUCAUGACCGGCAUGAUGUUCUCCUUCCCGGAAGAUGUCUAUCCCGAUGCUUCUGCGAUUCUUCUGGCGCUGUUCAAUCUGAUCCCUCAAGGUGCUGCUCAAUGGGUCGCAAAUACAUUGCAGCUGUUACCGGCUGGGACACUGAAGCCUGCUGAGGCUAACAAGCUCAUGCAGGGCAUCUCUCAGAAAUUGCAGCAGAACGAGGCAAGGAAGGUGCGAAUGCUGCUGCAGGACUUCACCAAUAGCUACAGACGGCGGAAUGUGGCACCCAGAGAAGGGCUGGGCAGGCUGGAGGCUACGAGGUUCCGGUAUCAAGGCUAG